Messenger RNA from Leishmania mexicana MHOM/GT/2001/U1103, 441 nucleotides. RefSeq lists its product as hypothetical. Gene Ontology annotation, molecular function: protein folding chaperone. Gene Ontology annotation, biological process: protein folding. The coding region runs from base 1 to 441 and encodes 146 amino acids. NCBI's taxonomy places the organism in Eukaryota, Euglenozoa, Kinetoplastea, Trypanosomatida, Trypanosomatidae. Gene Ontology annotation, cellular component: cytoplasm; prefoldin complex. The record is from RefSeq and is a predicted model, not a curated record. The transcript has a single exon.
AUGUCGAACGGCAGCAGCGUUUCUGUGGCAGCUCAGGCGGAGCUGGUGGAGAAGGAGAAAACGGUGACAGAGCAUCAGCAGCGCCUGGGGUCUCUGCGUGAUACGGUCAAGACGAUGGCGACGCGUCAGGUCACCUUGAAGCGCACGGAGCGCCGCUGCCAAAUCACUGUAGGGGAGCUCACGAAGCUCAAGCCGGAUCACGUGGUGUACCAGGGCCUUGGCCGCGCCUUUAUGCGCGCCCCCGUCAACAAGCUGAUCGACUUGAACAACGAAGAGAUUGAGCGCUGCGAGGCCGAGGAAAGCCGUUUGUCGACCGAAAAGCAGCGUACCUCGGAGCUGGUUAUCAAGGAGGAGGCUGAGCUGCGACGCGCCGUGGAGGAGUUCCGUGCAGCGCUGAUGGUGGUGCAGGCAGCGCAGUCCCGCAGCCAGCAGAGUGCUUGA